Molecule: messenger RNA, 1677 nt
Organism: Helianthus annuus (common sunflower)
Lineage: Eukaryota; Viridiplantae; Streptophyta; Magnoliopsida; Asterales; Asteraceae
Exons: 8
Coding region: 474-1280 (268 amino acids)
Source: RefSeq, a predicted model, not a curated record
ACCAAUAGUUUUCAUAUGUCAUAAUUGAUCACACAAACAAAAUGCAACUAUCUUCCUACCUUCCUAUUGGCUAGACGACCCCCUUCCAAUAUUCUAUUAUACCCAAACUCAAUUCUUUUUACUUUCAACCACUUAAUUAUUCAUACCCAAAGAGAAUUAAAAGAUGGUUUUGAAUACGAGUGUUCACUAAGCAACAAAAAAGCUAAAGUAACUAUCUUUUUACUCCAGUUUUUGCCUACAUCAUUACCGAAUUCGGAGUUUUGAUCCUUGAAAUCUGUCACCAACAAGGAAAAAUCGAAUCUUUUUAGUGGGUUUGUUGUCAUUUCUUCAAUUAGGGUUCGGUAACGUGUGAUUCGGAUCGAUUUGGGGGGUUUUUGAGGUCGUUUCUUGAUCUGAUUAUUAUGGGUUUCUGUUAUUGUUUAAAGAAAUUAGGGUUUUAACUUGUGGGGUUAUUAAUUUUGGGAUUUUGAAUCAUGGAUUUUCAUUACGAUCGACAUGCGAUUUCGUUUCAAUCGAGUGGUGCAGACAGCACAUCUCAGAUGAUUGUGAUGGGGACUUCAACGACAACAAGUACGAGGUUUUUGGGGAAUCCUAUGAUGGGAAACAAUCAUUCUUGUGGGUCUGUUCUUGGUGAUUCUGUUUCAGGGUUGAAGCAUGAUGCAGGUUUGGCUGUUGAGUGGUCUGUUGAUGAACAACGUAAGUUGGAAGAAGGAUUAUCCAAAUUUGCUGAUGAACCGAGUAUUAUGAGGUAUAUCAAAAUUGCUGCCACAAUGCGUGAUAAAACUGUUCGUGAUGUUGCACUAAGGUGUAAGUGGAUGGCGAAAAAACGAAGAAAACAUGAUGAUCCGCAUAUGGGGAAAAAGUUGAAAGAUAAAAAGGAUAAUUUGGUGGAAUCAUCCUCAAAACAAAGUAUAUCAUCAGUUCCAACACUUAAUGCGGCUCCGUUUCCUGUUACCAUGAGUAAUCGGACUCAGAUUGACGGCAUGACUUUUGAAGCAUUAAGUGGUUCAAUAAGGCACUUACUCGAACAAAACAACCAAGUUCUUGGUCAGAUCUCGGCUAAUAUCUCUCUAAUGAAACUACAGGACAAUGUCGAUCUCAUCAGUCACAUGAAGAACAAUAUAACCACCAUUUUAAACAACAUGAGAUAUAUGCCUGGGCCCCCAUUCCCUGUAUCACUAAAUGAAGAUCUUGCACGUAGUAUCUUGCCUACUACAAAUCAGAGAAUGAUGUUUGAGACAUCAAACGGGAUGUAUAUGAAACAAGAGCCAGGGUUUUAACGAAGAAUAUUCCGAGCUUAACUGCAAAGUACAAACUUAAACCCGCGGUAAAUUUGAUAGGUACGCCUUGUGCAAAGCUGUAUUGAUCGCCUAUUCGGGUCCAAAUCCAACUAUACAGAAAAUUUGUAGAGAUCCCAUUUUUGGAAAGCUAAAGAUGAUGUUUAGGUCAUUGAUUACCCUUGAAUAUACCUCUAAUGUAUAGUCUCUAUUGUGUUAGAUUUUUGGUGUCCAAAAUAAAGAUCUCGAAUUGUAGUGAUUUUAGCGACGAUUGAGUCAUGACUCGUUGUUUCUUCGCCUUUUGGUGAAUUAGCAACUCGAUUUCAUGUUAUACUUACAGUUGUAGUUUCUUGUAGCCAUACUAGAUAAUAUCGAGUAUAAACACAGUGAAAUUUGUUUU